Molecule: messenger RNA, 1467 nt
Organism: Mauremys reevesii (Reeves's turtle)
Lineage: Eukaryota; Metazoa; Chordata; Testudines; Geoemydidae
Gene: TXNDC12
Product: thioredoxin domain containing 12
Exons: 7
Coding region: 139-657 (172 amino acids)
Cellular component (GO): endoplasmic reticulum
Source: RefSeq, a predicted model, not a curated record
CCACAUCCGCCCAACAUCACUUCCUGGGUUAAAAAAAAAAAACCAACACCCCAAACCCCUAAGCUUAUCUGAUCUGAUCUUGCUGACUGUGGCUAUCGAGACGUAUUCAUUGUGCUGCCGAGGAUCCAAGCAGACACCAUGAAGAUUCAAUUAGCAACAGCACUCUCCAGUCUCUUUCUUUGCCUGAUUUUCCUGGUGCUUACCACAUCCUCUGCUGGAGAAGGGCUUGGAAAGGGUUUUGGAGAUCACAUUCAUUGGAGGACACUAGAAGAUGGGAAGAAAGAGGCAGCAGCCAGUGGUUUGCCUCUAAUGAUUAUCAUCCACAAGUCCUGGUGUGGAGCUUGCAAAGCUUUAAAGCCAAAGUUUGCUGAAUCCAAGGAGAUCUCCGAACUUGCCCAUAAUUUUAUUAUGGUAAACCUUGAGGAUGAAGAAGAGCCAAAGGAUGAAGCUUUUAGCCCUGAUGGUGGUUAUAUUCCCAGAAUCCUUUUCAUGGAUCCCAGUGGGAAGGUCCAUCCAGAGAUUAUAAAUGAGAAAGGAAACCCAAGCUACAAGUAUUUCUACAUCAAUGCUGAUCAAGUUGUCCAAGGAAUGAAGGAAGCCCAAGAGAAGCUGACAGGAGAUGCUUUCAAACAAAAACAUCUUGGCGAUGAAUUAUAAUAUAUAUAUUGAACAUUCCUUUUCCAUCACCCUGAAGCUCUGAAAGGAUAAAUGAUUGUUUUUUUCUUUUAAUCCAUUAAACAUACCAAGAAAUGUGGCUGCACUGGAAGGGCGUAAUUCUCCUCUCAAUAUCUUGGAAGGUUAAACACUAUCUGAUUUUUCACACACCUCCAUCAAAUACAGUGUUAUCUUCUCCUCCCCAUCUAGUGUACACUUCAGUGCUUAUUUACGGCUGAUGUAUCCAUUCAAGAUGAGGUUGUGUAUGCAUGUACAUCAGAUCUGUCCACGUAAACAAUGAUCACUUGUAUCCAGAGGCCUAGAUCUUACCCUCUUCUUAAGAGGAAUGAUUUUUACAUUUUCAAAUAGCCAACACUUGGUCUCCAAUCAGUGCUCGCUCCCCUACGUUUGACUGACAUGAAGUCAUCCCUUUGAUUUCAGUGAGGAUACUCGUGAGUAGGAGAUGUGACUCAAGCCUGCUCUAUUCUGAAAAGCCAAAAAAAAUCAAAACAAUAAUUCUGCCAUGAACACUAACACAAAUAGAGUUAUUUUGAUUAAUAUCUAGUAGCAUGUGGACUAGUCAUUCUGAACAUUCUUUUUCUUGUAGGAACUCUUUGUGACUUGACUUUAUUUGCAUUCAGGUUGAAACUCCACCUAUCUAUUGUAUGUUCAUCUUUCAACUGUUUUAUUAAGAGAAGAUAGAUUAUAUUGAAGCAUUAUGGGGUUCUCCCCCUUUUUUGCGGAAUGUUUUUGGAGAAUGUCUUGCCAUCAUAUUGUACUGUAUUUUUGUACUAUGGUGAAAAAUAAAAAUGA